GUUUGGCAAGAUUAAUCUGUAUUUUCUUCUUGGUUUUUGUUUGACACAAGACUUAGAAUUACAUGUGAAAGCAGUAUAUGGAGCAUUGGUGCUGAACAUUUGGCUGACUUAAGGAAUAUACUGAUUGUUACAAAAUAAGCUAUUUCUAUGGAUAGUUCUUAUUGUGCUCCUUGACAGCUUCAUGCACUUACUGUGAAAAUACAUCAAGCCAAUAUGCCACCUGAGAAAGAUCCUUACACAUUUUGGCAAGAAACUCUGCAUGGAGCAAGGUACAUUGUGGCUCCUAUGGUGGAUGCAAGUGAACUGGCAUGGAGACUCCUAAGUCGACGGCAUGGAGCACAGCUUUGUUAUACUCCCAUGCUUCAUAGUGCUUCUUUUGUCAAGGAUGCAAAGUACAGGAGGGAUGCACUGCAGUCCUGUGAUGAAGACAGACCCUUAUUCAUUCAGUUUUGUGCCAACAAGCCGGAUGUGCUUCUAAAAGCUGUGAAGAUGGUUGAGGGUCAUUGUGAUGCUGUAGAUUUGAACCUAGGCUGUCCUCAGGCAAUAGCAAAAAGGGGUCAUUAUGGAGCCUUUCUUCAAGACGAUUGGGAUCUGGUCUAUUCAUUAGUCAGGACAGUGUACGAAGGGAGCAAAUUGCCUAUCACAUGCAAGGUUAGAGUUUUCCCUGAUAUUGACAAGACGGUGAGGUAUGCCCAGAUGCUUGAGAGUGCUGGAGCUCAGAUCAUCACAGUGCAUGGUCGUACACGUGAACAGAAGGGGCGAUUUACUGGCCUUGCCUCAUGGGCUCAUGUCAAGGCUGUCAAGAAGGCUGUGAAGAUCCCAGUAUUCUCUAAUGGGAACAUCCAGUACCUGAGUGAUGUGGAGAGGUGUUUGAAGGAGACAGGAGUGGAUGGAGUAAUGACAGCUGAGGGGAACCUCCACAACCCUGCAUUGUUCCAAGGACUCUCUCCUCCUGUCUGGGAAAUGGCCAAGGAAUACAUGACCCUUGUUCGCCUUCACCCAUGUCCCAUCUCCUUCAUUCGUGGCCAUCUCUUCAAACUUUUCCAGCAUUGCAUGUUGUUGAAAGAAUGUAAGGAUUUGAGAGAUCGCCUUGCAACACGGUCCACAUAUGAAGACUUGCUAUCCAUGGUUGAAGAUGUUGAGAAGCAUUUUCAUCUUUAUCAUGAUGGGUCUAAGGAAUUGGAUCUCACAGAGGCUGUAGAAUGUGUGAAGAAGUUGAGGGAACCUAUCUGGUUGUGUCAACCUUAUGAGCGUCCUCAGUCUGACAUCUCUGAACCUCAAGCAAAGAAACCCAAGCAAGAAGAGACAUCUGAUUGUGAGGUUCUUCCUCCUGGCCUCAGCAAGAACAAGUUGAAGAAAUUGCAAAGAUAUCCCAACAAGCAAUUCAGACCUCGUGUUCUUGCUCCAAAAUGUAUCCAGUGUGCAAAUCCAAGAGGAGAAAAAUGUGAACGCAAACUGUGUCGAGUGUGCUGCAAGAGCACAUGUUAUUCUGAGUCAUUGGACUGCAAUGGCCACAGGAUUUGGAUAGGCAGCAAGAGGCAGCAAGCACUCAUCUCUACUCAACAUCAAGUAACAGUAACACUUUGACCUGUGCCAUUGUCUAGAACCUUAUUCAUUUGUUGUGGGGGAGUAAUAUGGUCACAUUGUUGUUUUUUGUUUGGAGCAAGGACUUGUGAGUAAGUGACUAAUGAAAUGAUCCAUUUUAGGACAGUAUGAAAGUCUUGCCUUUUAUUUGUUAUUCUGUGCCUUAUGAGUGAUAAUUC
Molecule: messenger RNA, 1763 nt
Organism: Darwinula stevensoni
Lineage: Eukaryota; Metazoa; Arthropoda; Ostracoda; Podocopida; Darwinulidae
Source: the annotation of a GenBank genome assembly